This is a messenger RNA of Podospora bellae-mahoneyi, 491 nucleotides long. RefSeq lists its product as uncharacterized. The record is from RefSeq and is a predicted model, not a curated record. Lineage: Eukaryota; Fungi; Ascomycota; Sordariomycetes; Sordariales; Podosporaceae. The coding region runs from base 1 to 420 and encodes 139 amino acids. The transcript has 3 exons.
AUGAUACACAUCUCCACCAUCCCCCGUUACAGCCAAACUCCUCCUCCUCCCGCCACCACCACCACCACCACCAACCCCCAUCCUCGGCCUAAAUCCCCCCGUAUUACAAGGCGAAGCAAACCCCCGAGAUCUCCAGCUUCGUCUUCGGCUUCGGCCCAACCAUACUACAAGCCUCCGUAUCCCAACCCCAGUCUUGAUCCCUCCAACCGUCAAACCCAUGCUGUUGUUGACCAGCAAGACCACUCCCAGCGGCGGCAUCCAACCCAACCUCCUCAUCCCUCGCCGUCCUCCUCUCCUGCUGCUCCCUCCUCACCGCGGUGGCACCCACCACCACCGCCCUCCCAUGCGCCGAGACCUUCCUCCCCAGCUCCAUCAACUCGUAUUGCACCGCCUCUGCAAGAUCCUCGCUUGCCUUUCUGACGCGGUUGAGCAGCGACGUUUUCUCGUUCCCGUCUGCGGGUAACGAGGUAGAAGAAGACAGCAAGAGUUCG